Molecule: messenger RNA, 1005 nt
Organism: Aspergillus tanneri
Lineage: Eukaryota; Fungi; Ascomycota; Eurotiomycetes; Eurotiales; Aspergillaceae
Gene: MTD1
Product: methylenetetrahydrofolate dehydrogenase (NAD(+))
Exons: 4
Coding region: 1-1005 (334 amino acids)
Biological process (GO): purine nucleobase biosynthetic process
Cellular component (GO): cytosol
Molecular function (GO): methylenetetrahydrofolate dehydrogenase (NADP+) activity; methylenetetrahydrofolate dehydrogenase (NAD+) activity
Source: RefSeq, a predicted model, not a curated record
AUGGCUUCGACUACAGACACAGCCCCAGCAACUUGCAAGGUCAUGCUUUCGAAGCACGUCGCCAAUGGUCUACUUGCGGAGGUUCUCGAAGGCGUCAGGACCUUGGAAAAGCCACCCCACCUCGUGGGCUUUUUGGCCAACAAUGACCCAGCGGCGCUCAUGUACGCUCAGUGGACGGAGAAAACUUGUCAAGAAAAUGGGUUUCGGUACUCACUCCGUGAAAUUUCGCGCGAUGAUCUCGAAGAAGCCAUUCUAGCUGCCAAUACAGACCCGGAUGUUGAUGGUAUCAUCAUAUACUACCCCAUUUUCAAUAACCGGCAAGACCAGUACUUGCAACAAAUCGUCGACGUAUCUAAGGAUGUAGAGGGUCUUAGCCAUCGUUAUAUCUUCAACAUGUACCAGAAUAUCCGUUUCCUUGACCCCGAAACCAGACGCCAGAAGUGCAUUCUUCCGUGCACCCCUCUUGCUAUCAUCAAAAUUUUGGAAUAUCUUAAUAUCUACAACACGAUACUGCCAUAUGGAAACCGGCUCUUUGGACACACAAUUUGUGUGGUCAAUCGCUCCGAGGUCGUGGGUCGUCCUCUUGCAGCAUUGUUGGCCAAUGAUGGAGCUUGUGUCUACAGUGUAGACGUCAACGGUAUCGAGAAAUUCACCCGGGGUGAAGGUAUCCAGAAGAAACGACACGAGGUUCACGAUUUGGAGGGCCAGACUCUAAAAGAUGUGGCACCUCUGUGUGACGUCGUGAUCUCUGGUGUCCCUGGUAACUCGUACAAGUUCGAUACUAGCCUCCUUAGAGAGGGUGCUGUGUGUGUCAACUUCUCCAGCGAAAAGAACUUUGGACCGGAAGUUAAGGGGAAGGCUUCCAUCUUUGUACCGUCCAUUGGCAAGGUCACAAUUGUUGUUUUACUCAGAAAUCUGCUGAGACUUAUCCAGAACCGGAGAUUGGAUGAUGUGAAACCUGCCCAAGCCACUGAGCGCCCAGGAACGCUGGAGGCCGCCUCAUGA